AUGUCUGCCGACGCCGAGCCCAAGCUUCUGGGCUCUUCCUCAACCGGAAAGCAAUACUAUGGCGCCAACUCACCCUGGGAAAUCAACGCUGGCCACUACCGCGCUGUUCGUGCUGGGAAUCUCAUCUUCGUCUCUGGCACCACCUCCGCCGACCCCACGUCCCCCCCAGAUGCACCGCGCGUCUUCUUUCCUGGGGACCCUGUUGAACAGACCCGUGUGAUACUCGACACCGUCUUCAAGGCCAUCAAGGCCUUAGGCGGACGCGGCGCCGAGAGCGUAGUACGUUGCAGAAUUUAUGUGCAAAGGCAGGAAGACACUGGCCCUGUUGCAGCCGCUUUCAAGCGGUUUUUGGGUCGCGACAACGGAACAGAUAUCGGCACCGCUGCGACUAUGCUGGUAGUUAACGGCUUUUGCGAUGAGAAGAUGUUGGUUGAAAUUGAUGUUGACGCUAUCGCCGACGCGAAAUGA
Molecule: messenger RNA, 468 nt
Organism: Talaromyces atroroseus
Lineage: Eukaryota; Fungi; Ascomycota; Eurotiomycetes; Eurotiales; Trichocomaceae
Exons: 1
Coding region: 1-468 (155 amino acids)
Source: RefSeq, a predicted model, not a curated record